AUGGGCUCCUCGAAAGUCAAUCCCCCACCCGAAACCAAGGAAAGCGUGUGGUUGAGACGCUCCGUUAUCCUCUCCUUUUGGCUCGUCGCGGUCCUGUUAGGUCUACCGGUAUGGUGGAAGACGACAGCUAUAUAUCGAGCGGAACUCCCCUUGCAGACCAUGACAGAUUGGGCUGACGGAAAGGUUUGCAAGCCAGUCUUCCCACUCCGCAUUGCCGUCGAGGUCCCGAUACCUCCUUCCGAAGCGCAGCACCUCAUUCGUACCACGCAACAUGCUCUGGACGACUUGAACGAGUUCUCCGCUCAUCAUCUGCGCCUCAUGCUCGCCGACUCUCCUUGGGUUGCCAACACAUCCCAGCAGAUUGUGAGCGAUGGUACAACUGUUGACGCGAGGCAUGAGGAGGAUAUUGCGCUUCUUAUACGGUUGAUUCAGGUGGGAACAGGGAAUACACCUAGGUCUAUGCUGCGGGCUUACUCUCCAACUCUGGAUAUCUACUACGCCGCGAAUCAAUUGCCAUCACCAUCAUCCACGGGCUCACCCCUGGCAACUUUCAUGGCGCAGGAGCUUCACAAACUAUUCGAUGAGGAGCAGGCUCUUCUUGCCUACUUACUAUCUACCAAAUCCAAAAUCCCCACGGCUAAAGUAAAAUCGUUUUCCCCAGAGACGGCUGCGGAGCUCGAGCGGCAGUCAACCAUCGCCUUCAAAUAUGCGCCCACUUACCAUUUGACCUUCUCAUUGUUCACUCCAACCUUCAUUCCGUCCGACUGGAGGAUUGAGUCUGCUCUCAAGCAAUACAUAUCGCCUUUUCUGGACUCCUUCGCAUCGAUCAGCAAUUUCACAAUCGAUACCCAGGUCCAAUUGUAUUCGGCCUACUCCCCCAGCAUCCAGAAGCCCGUCUAUGAUGAGGAUCAGAAAGCAUGGCUGCUUCGUAAGGAGGACCUGAGUGGUUUCAUCAACGCUGCUGAAUGGCCACUCAGUCCAAGCAUUGGAGCCGGGCCCACUGUGAACUUCGUUCUCUAUGUUCCCGAUCAGGCCGAAACGCCCUUGUUGGUGCAAGGUAGUGGAGCUAAUAGCUGGCUUAUCCCACAAUGGGGCGGCGUUGUGAUUCUCAACCCAUCCGGGACGGAUAAGUUUGGUCCUGUGCUGACCAAGCAGGACCUCGCACCUGCAAUGCAUACUUUUUCUGACCAGUUGAUGUCACUCCUCGGGUUGCCCCGUGCUCCGGCUUCGCUACCCCUUCGUCUUUCGACCCUCGUGCGCUCGCGCGCUGCAUCUCUACUUUUUUCUGCGUCGUCAACCCUGGGGGCGCUAGCACGACUGUACAAUGCCCUUCCGUCCAUCCCCAUUCCAGACAAGGUCGCCAAAUCCGUGGAUCUCACUACUGCACAUCUCCAGCACGCCUGCGACAAUCUUCGAGGUGGACGCUUCAGAACCGCCUUGGAACAUGCCAGGAUUGCGGAAGCGGAAGCUGAGAAAGCUUUCUUUGAGCGCUCCAUGGUUGGCCAAGUUUACUUUCCCGAUGAGCACAAGGUGGCAGUAUAUCUACCUCUCCUUGGUCCCAUUGCCGUACCGCUAGUCAUGGCCGCCCUAAAGGAACUCCAAAGUAUCAUAAGAGCACUCAAGGCAAGGAAGAACGCCUGA
Molecule: messenger RNA, 1641 nt
Organism: Westerdykella ornata
Lineage: Eukaryota; Fungi; Ascomycota; Dothideomycetes; Pleosporales; Sporormiaceae
Product: GPI transamidase component PIG-S
Exons: 2
Coding region: 1-1641 (546 amino acids)
Biological process (GO): attachment of GPI anchor to protein
Cellular component (GO): GPI-anchor transamidase complex
Source: RefSeq, a predicted model, not a curated record